GCCGAGACCAAACAGUUCUCGCCAAGUACUUGUAGCUGCAGCAACCCAUUGAGAUGUUCAUCAAGCUCCUAUUAAUUAGCCAGCUGCUGGCGCUGGCCUUUGCCCAACUGUCGGUCGAAGAGGCAAAGAAGCUCAUUGACGAUGCCUCGGUUUACAGUGACGAGGAGACGGGAGAUGACAUGCAUCAGCCGGAGCCACACCAUCCUCCCCAGUACAAGCCCCACUAUCAUAAGCACGUGACCACCACCACCACCACCCUAGAGCCAGAAACAACCACUGAACCACCAUUGGAGACGGCUAAUAAUGCCACCGCUGCUCCCGAUGGACUGGGUCAGCUGGAUGAUGGAUUGGGUCAAGUCGUGGCCGGAUCAGCGCUUCCAGAGUCCACUACUACGCCGGAACCGGAGCCGGAGACCACUACCACUACAACCACCACAUCUACCACUACAACUACGACAACGCCAAAGCCCCACAAGCACGAGCCACACCCCUAUUCCCACCCAUACCCGCACCCGCAUCCUUAUCCAUACCCACACCCAUACCCGUAUCCUCAUCAACACUCACAUCCCUAUGGUCAGCCUGGAUUCCCCUAUACGCCAACAGGACCCAAGCCAGCGCCUCCAUCCGAGUCUUCUCCUUCACCUUCCCAUGGUGCUGGCCCGAAGUCGCCCGAGUUGAGUGGCUAUCCUUCAUAUCCCAGCUUCAGAUCGCCCUACUCUCCGUACCAGCCACCCCUCUUCCAAGGAUACCCUGGAAAUCCGCAUUUAGGGUACCCCGAGGAGCAUAAUCACGAAGAAGAGUCUGGCGAGGAUAAAGCCAAGGACAAGGACCAUUCUGGGGAAGAGGAUGAUAAGAAGCCGGAGGAUGUACCGCUGAGACCUAUCGGCUUUGGCUAUCCAUCCGUCUACUUGGUUCCCCGACGACCAGUAAUCACUGUGCCCAGCUAUCCAAGACCAGGUGGUGGUUAUGGAUCAUCCUAUGGCUACGGACGGUACUAAUAAUCUUAGAAAAACAACUUCAGUUAUUAAUUAAAUUGUAUUUAAACAAAUAAAAUACAAUUAUUAUAAA
Molecule: messenger RNA, 1068 nt
Organism: Drosophila serrata
Lineage: Eukaryota; Metazoa; Arthropoda; Insecta; Diptera; Drosophilidae
Source: RefSeq, a predicted model, not a curated record